This is a messenger RNA of Epithele typhae, 957 nucleotides long. RefSeq lists its product as uncharacterized. The transcript is spliced from 4 exons. Lineage: Eukaryota; Fungi; Basidiomycota; Agaricomycetes; Polyporales; Epitheliaceae. The record is from RefSeq and is a predicted model, not a curated record. The coding region runs from base 1 to 957 and encodes 318 amino acids.
AUGGACUUGUCAGCUGCCAUCAACUUGCUUUCUCCCUUCCUUUUGGAGCAUUAUCGGUCCAUAAAAGCGCGUCAUCCUGGAGAAGGCCGGCGCCGGUGGAGGCUAAGGGUGGCUGAGACGUUCUGGGGUCUGCCAGUGGAGCAAAAGAAUGCGUACCUCGCAGCAAUCAGUCAAAAUCUUCCAUCCAUUGAGGCGAUUGAGGAUGCUGAGUUCACAGUUGACGACGACCCGCUCGACGACGAGUCGGACGAUGCCCCCGGCCUCGGUGUUCUCAUCAGGACCGAUUUCACCAAUGACGGUGCAUGGCAGGCUUUCCACACCCGCUUACAAGAGGCCGAGGCCGAGUUUGCUUCCGACGCCGCAGGAGAGGCUAUGGGCCAAGACAACGAUGUGGCCCAGGUUUCAGGUCCAUCCACUUCAAGUGCCACCAGCAGUGCCGCAAUGGAAGAUGAUAGAGAGGGUGACGAUGAAGACGAAGACGAAGAGGGCAUCGAAUGCCUGUCUUCUACACCAAUAUUCCAUGUCGUUAACCCCGUGGAUCCGGAGGCACGCGCGACCCUCGCCAGUAUCUCCAAUUUGAAGGCGCUCCGUCUUCUCAACGACGUGGGCGUCCGGCGCGCCCCCGCACCGCCUCAAGGAACUAAGCGCAUCAAGCCCCCAAACCGUCUCGUCGACCACGACGGCUGGCAAGAAACGUACGCGGGCAAGACACUCUGGAUAUACGACGCACAAUCGAACACGGACCAGUGCGUGAGGCUUGUCAGUCAGACAGGGACCUCCAUGUACGGCACGGCGACCGGAGACAGCUGGCGGGCGCGCGUCAGCCACAUCUGCGAGCUCCAGGUGAACCUCGCCAUGGGCGCGAUGACGAUCGACUUUGGGGGCCUCGACCGGUGGGACUACGUCGAGCGCGCGCGCAACCUGGAAGAGGCCAUCCAGCCCCUAGAUCCGCAGUAG